UUGUCUCUGUGUGCCUGUAUGCAUGUGUAGAGGAAGUUUGAUUGCCAAGCAAAUAUUCUCAGCACUAUUAUUAAAAGCAAUCAUUCUGUACAAUGUUUAACUGUGCCAACUGUGUUUGUAAGGCUUGAAUGGCUCUCCCUUUAAUCUCAUCUUGUGUUUAUGGGUGGAGUGUUUCUCUGGGAGACAAGGAUUUUCUCAAACCAAAUGAAAUUAGACCUGAAGGCAUUCACAGCAGUCUAUGGAACAAGUAAUUACAGACUAUGCCAUGAAAAGAGAUUGCUUCAGCAUAAGAACACUGAAUAUAUUGUAAUUUUUGCUUUGGGACAAAGAUUUUCAGCAUGAGUUUGUUUGACCCAACAAGAUACAGUCCUUUAGAACAGAGAAGUAAUUACAGGUAUAACACAAGAGAGGCAGACAGUGGUUUCCUAAGUUUAAACAGCAGCGCAUCUAACUUUUAUGCGUCUCAGAGUAAAACUGGCCAGUGGUCUUCAAAUUGCCUGCUUUUAAAGGACGAUUUGACCUUCAAGCUAUUAAGAUCUGAGAACAGAAGAUUGGCCCUUGAUGAAAGCCUCCGGCGAGCAUACAGUGCUCUGGAGCACCAGAGGAGGUAUUUACAGGAUUACAAUUAUGGCCUGCAAACCAGUGAUACAAGAAUUGAGUCACUUCUUCAGAGACAAAAGCUUUUGGAAUCAAACGUUUCAAACCUUCAAACUAAGAACAUCUACAGCAAUGGCAUAAUACUAAAUAAAAUUAAUCAGGAUGAGGAUCAGGGUUUUCAAAAACAGUUCUCAACCAGUCAAGAAAACCAUAACAGCAGAAUUGCUGCUCUGGAAAGAGAAAUUAAUAACAUGAAGAAACUGGUAAACUAUGUUCCUACAAAGACAAAUAGUGAUUUAUUUGGAUUUGGACAGUGGGCAGAACAAAAAGAUUACAUGAAAGAGAUGCAAGAUAAUCUGAGGGAAUAUGCUGAAGAGAUGGCGGCUAAAUGCAAUAAUGUAGAGCAAGAAAAAGAUGCACUGGAACUCCAAAUAACAUCUUUGCACUCAGGUCUCCUUCAGGCCAAAAUGGAUUCUAAAGGAUUAGAAAAAGAAUGUGUAAAGCUUCAGUCUCAACUACUGGCCAACAGAAAUAUAAACGAGAGUCUUCAUCUUAAAGUGUCUUCUCAGAGGCAGCUUAUGCAGCAACUGGAGAACUCUGUUAAAGGAUCCAAUUGUGAAAUGAAAUCACUUAACCUGCAAGUUCAAAAUCUGGAAAGAGAAAAGCAGUGUUUAUUAUCCCAAAAAGAAAUGCUGUUUGGAAUGCUUCAGCGAAGCAAAAAAGCUAGACCGCAUCCUAUUGACAAUCAGAGUGAAAGAACCAAUGAAGAGAUUCUAAUUCCAGCAAAUAAAGAAGGUGUUUCAGAGGACGACAUAAAUGUAAACAAAUUUGUUUCUGGAUAUAUGGGAACAUUUUCAGAAAAGUCGUCACAAACUUCAUCAAGCACAAGUUCUAAGAAAUCAAAGAGGCUAAAGCAAAAUAGGGCUGAACAUGAAUCUUCUUCACAAAGUGAAGUGUAUUGUUGCAGACCUGACCAAAUCAAUAUAUCAAGUAAGGGAUCAGACAUGAACAAGAGGAACUUGGAUUUUAUUGCUGCAUGUCACCAACAUCUGGCAGACUUACUGGUUCAGUUAGAAUGUCUUCUUAAAAGCAACACAAGAUUAGAUAAAGAAAAGGCUCAAAUAGCGGAGUGUCUGUUAGGGACACUACAGGAACUAAAGAAUGCAAAAAAUCUGACUGAAAAAAGUAGAAAGGAAGUUGAGGAACUGCUUACGGAGCACAUCACGUGGAGAACAGACUGCCUAAAGAGAGAAAAUCAGAUCACUGCAGUUGUAAUUGAACUGAAGCACUUAAAACAAGCAUAUCAUGGAAUUAUCACACAUUCUGACAACCCAGAUGACAAGAAAGCCAUUUUGUGGAUUAGCAGAGUGCAGGCAAUAAAGAAUGCCCUCAAAAAUCUUGAAACUGAAGAGCAGAAGACCAAAGAUAUGAAAAAUUGCCUACUGAGGAACAAAUUCGAGGGAAAAAUGCAGAGAAAAAGCAAUGUCACAGAAUUUUUUAAAGAAAAUAAUGUAUUUUGACUUUAUUUCUCUUAAAUAUCCCUUUUUAGUAAAUGUUAUUGCUUGCAAAAGGCAAAUACAAAAUACCCUUUUGAGCAACAAGUGUAAUAUAUCACAGGGACGUCAGCCUAAAGGGCAGUAGGAAACACAUUACAUUUAUUAAUACUUAUGUAUAUAUAUGUCAGUAGCUUAAGCUGAAUAAGCCCUGCCUCAAUAUUUGCACAUCACUAGGCUACCAUUGUGUUUGUUGUAUAAUAAAAUGUUGUUGUGAAUUACUA
Messenger RNA from Xenopus tropicalis (tropical clawed frog), 2374 nucleotides. Its product is annotated as COP1-interactive protein 1-like. The transcript is spliced from 14 exons. NCBI's taxonomy places the organism in Eukaryota, Metazoa, Chordata, Amphibia, Anura, Pipidae. The record is from RefSeq and is a predicted model, not a curated record. The coding region runs from base 339 to 2117 and encodes 592 amino acids.